Messenger RNA from Rhipicephalus microplus (southern cattle tick), 3461 nucleotides. Its product is annotated as Acyl-CoA synthetase long-chain. Gene Ontology annotation, biological process: long-chain fatty acid metabolic process; long-chain fatty-acyl-CoA metabolic process; neuron differentiation. The record is from RefSeq and is a predicted model, not a curated record. NCBI's taxonomy places the organism in Eukaryota, Metazoa, Arthropoda, Arachnida, Ixodida, Ixodidae. Gene Ontology annotation, cellular component: endoplasmic reticulum; plasma membrane; lipid droplet. Gene Ontology annotation, molecular function: palmitoyl-CoA ligase activity.
CCACCUCAAAAACGCGCGUUCAAGGGUGGCCGGUGUGCGGUUGUUGAUUGUCAGUGAUUCGCAGUGUGCUCUUUCGUGCGGGUGCAUCAGUGAACGGCUUGCCUGGCUACUUCGUACACUGGAACAUUGUCAGCGGACGUCAACGCAUCGCAGAGCCGGAAACGCUUCAUCAUGUCUAACCUGGGACUGGACAUCGCCCUGGGCCUCAUCAAGGUUCUGGUGUCAGCGUGCGACGUCAUCACACUACCGAUCCACUUCGUGUGCCAGAGGCCGUGGGACUACUGGAGGAAAAAGCACCUGGCGUUUGCCAAAUGUGCAAUUGAAGGAGACCCCAGUGCACCCUAUGUGCGGACCUACAGCAAUGGGCUGGACAGUCUCAGUGGUGUACGAACCAUGGACGAGCUGACGCGAAAGGCGAUCCACACGUUUGGCGACCGUCCUUGCUUCGGCUACCGCCCGGUCCUGGGAGAGAGUGAAGAGAAGCAGGAAGAUGGGAAAGUCUUCAAAAAGCUUGUCCUGGGUGACUACAAGUGGGUGUCUUACAAUGAAGCGGACGAGAAGAUUGACUUGAUUGGACGUGGCCUGAUGGCUCUUGGUGUACGUCCCCGCCAGAAUGUCGUCAUCUUGGCCGAGACGCGCAUUGAGUGGAUGCUGGCAGCCCAGGCCUGUCUGCGCAUCAACAUCCCAGUCGUCACCCUUUAUGCAACACUUGGCGAAGACGGCAUCAUCCAUGGCAUCAAUGAAACUGAGGCCACCCACCUCAUCACCUCUUACGAUCUCAUGCCAAGGAUUGCGAAAAUCAUCGACAAGAUUCCAUCCCUGACGCACAUUAUCUACAUGGAGAAUCCUGUGGCCAAGUCUCCCCCUGUGGCCCCGACCGGGCUCCACCUCGUUCCUUUCGCCAGGCUGGAGGAGAGUGGCCGCACUGCCGAUACCGAGUUGAGAGGAGAGACGCCCACGGCUGACGACGUUGCCAUCAUCAUGUACACGAGCGGCUCCACGGGUGUGCCUAAGGGCGUAAUGAUCACCCAUGGAAACAUAGUGACCACUGCCCGCGGAUUCAGCGUGAUCUGCAAGGACGUCGGCGACACUGAUGCCUACAUUGCCUACCUACCUCUCGCUCACGUCUUGGAGCUUGCAGCUGAAUGCCUCUCGUUUGCCUUGGGAGCGAGGAUUGGUUAUGCAUCUCCACUCACACUGACGGACAAGUCCACUGGAGUUCAGAAGGGCUGCAAGGGCGACGCAUCUCUACUAAGGCCUACCAUCAUGGUGUCUGUGCCGCUCAUUUUGGACAGAAUCCGCAAGAGCAUCACAGAAGUAGCAGCUACGAAGGGCCCAUUUUUUCGACGCAUCUUUGAGUACCUCAUCGCCUACAAAUCCUUCUGGCUUCGACUUGGCUUCAACACGCCACUGCUGAACAGGAUGGUGUUCAACAAGAUGCGGGCCCUGCUUGGCGGCAGGGUGAAGGUGAUUGCCACAGGCUCUGCGCCUCUCUCGGCUGACACGCACGAAUUCAUCCAGGCCUGCCUCGACUGCUACGUUGUGCAGGGAUACGGCCUCACUGAGACUGCUGCCGGUGCCACCAUCAUGGACUUGGACGACAUGAGCUUUGGUCGUGUGGGUGCACCCUUGGUGGGCUGCUACAUCAAGCUCGUAGACUGGGAUGAGGCAAACUACCAUGUGACGGACAAGCCGUACCCACGUGGCGAGAUCCUGGUUGGGGGACCGUGCAUCACCAAGGGCUACUACAAAAACGAGGCACUCACAAACGAGUGCUACCGGGAAGAAGAUGGCAUCCGCUGGUUCUACACGGGCGACAUAGGAGAGAUGUACCCCGACGGGACGGUCAAAAUUAUCGAUCGCAAGAAGGACCUGGUGAAGCUGCAGUUCGGAGAGUACAUCUCGUUGGGCAAGGUGGAGACGGAGCUAAAGACUUGCCCUCUCAUUGACAACCUCUGUGUGUAUGGAAACUCGUUCCACACGUACCUGGUGGCGCUAGUAGCGCCCAACCCCAAGCAAUUGCAGAUUCUUGCUGACAAGCUUGGCCGUGGCCACCUGACCUUCGACCAGCUCUGCAAUGACCCUGUGGUGGUGAAUGCGGCUGCUGAGGCCAUCAUCUCUCAUGCCCGCAAAGCCAACCUGCAGAAGAUGGAGAUUCCAACCAAGCUGAAGCUGUGCCGCGAGGACUGGCAGCCAGACACCGGGCUCGUCACUGCUGCCUACAAGAUCCGCCGGAAGAAGAUCCAGCAGUUCUACCAGAACGACAUCGACGAGCUCUACGACACAUCGAUGCGGGCCUCUAAGUCCACGUGAAGCCGCUGCACUCACCGCCGGCAAAGAGCGAAGAGAAGCCGCCGCGCAUCACCGCAACCCACUUCCAUCGAGUGUCGUCGUUCGUCGUCGUCGUUUCCACUUGCACAAGAGCUGCGCGCGCACACCCCCGCGACCGUUUUGUCGGAACUCUGCCGCGACUGCGCGUGUUGUGUACAUAGGACUGUGUUGUACAGAAGAGACACAUCUCUCCUCCCCAUCCCAUGAGACCCCCUCCUCCUGCCUCAUUCCGGUGUGCAAGUGAGGGAACUGUGAUAGCUGCCAUUUCGUGUGGCAAUGUCGGGAACUGUGGUAGGGAGGAUCUGCUUUAGGAUAAGUAAGCGCGCAAGCUUUGUGCAAUGAGCACAGUGUCACUGUAGUUAGACUUGCUGUAAAAAUACCAGUGGGUUGACAACAGAAUGUCGUGAACCCGUUUGUACCAUUACAGUAGGUUGCGCAGAGUGACCCAGCAAACUACUGUCAAUGUAAGUAGACUCUGUCUGAAGAAUAAGCUGCUGGGACAGUUUUGCAAGUACACUUGAGCCUUGUUCUUUUACAACACUUCUUUUUUUUAACCUUCCAAUCAAGUCUUCUGUGCGCACAAUUUUUUUUUUAGUUCCCUCCGCAUUCACUGUGUGCAGUUUUUUCUUUGUUGGGCAGUCAUGUGUUCAGUUUUGGGAGGGCGAGCUCUUUGCAUCCUGUGUUAAUUUAUUAUGCAUAAAUAAUAAAGAUAACGAGGAUGUUUUUUUGCAUUUAUUGCAAGCAGCAGUGUUCCCUGGUGUCUGUGACUAUUGGAGGGGAGUGUUUUUAACUACCUACCUAAUGGAGUAAAGGCCAAUUUUUUGUUUGUUUGUUUGAAAGGACAGUUUUAGUGUUCCUUGUAAAUAGUGAGAGAACUUUGUGCUGCUCUUCUUUAUUUAUGACAUUCGCUUGUAUGCCGUUGACUUGUUCAGAAAACGGGGGACCAUGUUGCGUGUUCUUUCAACCUGCGUGUACCCUCUCUUCCUUCUCUCUCCUCCACAUCUUGUCUGUCUCUUCAAAUGUGUUCGACUCUUUAUGAGCUUGCAAGUUGCUCCAACUAAUAUUAUUGUGCCUUUCAUUUCCAAGGCCCCCAAAGAGAAAACAAUAAAUCUACAAGCGUUGAACUCGUG